Caenorhabditis sp. 36 PRJEB53466 is the source of this 1390-nucleotide messenger RNA. The record is from the annotation of a GenBank genome assembly. NCBI's taxonomy places the organism in Eukaryota, Metazoa, Nematoda, Chromadorea, Rhabditida, Rhabditidae.
AUGUCCAUCGAAAAAAAGGACGAGAAGGACGGGCUGGAAAUAGCGAAGGUGGAUGAGAAGAAAGAAGAAAAGAAGGAGGAAAGUAAAAAGGAGGAAAAGAAGGAGAAGAGCAAACGGGAUGAUAAAAAGGAUAAAAAGGAAGAGAGAAGCAGACCGAAAGAGGAGAAAGGAGAGGAGAAGAAGGAGGAAAAGAAGAAGAAGAAGAGAGCGGGUGCCGUUUACAAUCAAAUGGACUGUCAGAGUCUCAUCUCUGAAGGAUCAUGUCUUUUGGGUAGAUUCGAUGUGGAUGGAAUCAUUGGUGGAGGAGGUUUUGCCCAGAUUUUCAAGUGAGUUCAUCAAGAGACUAUGCAAGGGGAAAUCAGCACUUGGCAGGGCCUAUGAUAAGGUUCGCAAAGAGGACUGCGCCAUCAAAGUGGAGCACGCAUCCCAGGACAUUCGCAGAAUGAAACUGGAGAUUACUGUGCUCCUGGCUCUGCGUGGAUGUGUAAGUACUUAGGUUUUCUCAAUUGACGAACCCUCCUUCCAGAUGGGAAUCCCGGAAAUUCUUGGACAAGGAAAGUGGCAAAACGGCGACAUCAAGUCUCAUUUCAUCGUGAUGCAACUGAUCGGCAAGAAUCUUUCCGAUGUCCGCAGAUCGCUUCCUCACAAAAAAAUCUCCGAACGGACGCUCUACAGAGCCAUGCUUCAAGUGCUCCGCUCCCUUUCUUUGCUUCACGGGGCCGGGUUUCUUCAUCGCGAUCUGAAGCCCUCCAAUUGUUGCAUCGGAGCGAUCGACUGCACUCGCAUCUACCUCAUCGAUUUCGGACUGACCCGUCAGUAUCUGGACAAGGGAGGAAUCGUUCGGAAGCCGCGAGGCGCCGUCGGGCUGCGUGGGACCAUCCGGUACAUGAGUCUGGAUGCUCACUCGCGCAGAGAUCUCGGCCCCAACAACGAUCUGGUCGCCUUCCUUUACACAACGGUCAGUUUUUUCUUCGAUUCUCAGGAGUUCCUCUUCAAAAACACUUUCAUAGAUUGAAUGCGGAGACGGUAAUCUUCCAUGGUCGUAUGUGAAGACGCAGGAUGAUAUCAUCAAGCUGAAGCAGACUCAUGUCGGAGAAAAACUGUGCAACAAGCAGCCGAAGAUGACGAAGGCAGCCGAGUACAUCGAGUCGCUCAACUACCACAAUAUCCCCGAUUACGAGAAGCUUUUCGCUCUGAUCGAAGAUUGCAAUCCGUCCGAUUUGAAAGAAGGAGAACCGUACGAUUGGCAGUACAGGUGAGAACGAAGAUCUUGAGCCAUACAAUAUCUGUUUCUAGGCCUCUUCUCGCGGCGACACCAGACAUCGAAACUCCGAAAGGAACGAAGGAAAAUGCGACGGAGAGAGGACCGGCACCUGUUGAUAUUGCAUAG